GGUGGGGUGAUUGUCAGAACCUAUCGUUUUCUCAUUUUCUUUUUCUUGGACACUUUCUUCGGUUUUGUCUCUCACUCUUCUCCCAUUUCCGUCCGUCUUCUCACCUUCCCUUUGCGUGUUCCAUCUCUCACGCCCUCUUUCAUCUAUCAUCCUUCUGUAAUUCUUCUCCUUCCUCUUUCGUCUCAUUUCUCCUUUUUAUCAGCAUAUCCCUCCCUCUCUCCUUCCCUUAUUCGUAUCUUCCCAAUUCCCUCUUCAUUUUUGCGGUUUGUUUCUCCUCUUUGUUCUUCCCCUUUAUUUCCUUUUCUUUCUUCCUUCUAUCUCCUACUUCUUCUUACCAUUUUUCUUCGCCUCAAUUCUUCCAUUUUACCCUCUUUCUCCUCACUUUCCCUUUCACAUUUCCUUUGUUUAUUGCCUCUCCCUCUCCUCCACAUUUCUUCUUCUUCCAUCUCCUUCGCUCAUUCUCCUCUUUAUUCCCUUAUCUCCUCGUGUAUUCCUAAAUUCUCCUUCUUCCUCUUCUCCUUUUUCUUGUCAUGUCUCCCCUCUUCAUUUACAUCUGCGUUCAUUAUCCUCUUUUCUCUCAUUCUCAUUCACAUCUCCUAUGUUUAUCAUCUUCCUCUUCUCCUCUUUUCCUUCGUUGAUUGUCCUCUUUCUUUCCCCUUUUCAUUUACAUCUUCGCUCAAUUACCCUCUUCCUCUCCCUUUUCCCUUUACAUCCCUUCGUUCUCUUCCCUCGCCAUCUCUCUUGUUCAUCACGAUUUCAUUCUCUUGCAUUUACAUCUCCUUCGUUCUUAGUUCUCUUUCUCUGUUAGUUCUCCCCUUUUUUAUUCAUAUCUUCGUUUCUUACCCUCUCGCUCCUCCCAUUUCAUUCGUGUCUCCUUUGUUAUUACUCUCUCCCCUUUCCCCUUCCUUACGUAUUUUCCUUUUCUUAUAUCCUUCUUUUGUAUUAUUAUAUUAGCCUCAUUCACCUUUCUCCAUCUAUCCAUUUUCCUCCCUUUAUUCGGAAUCUGAGACCCCAAAUUACCCGUUUUGCCUCGAUUCCCUUCCGUUUUGCCUCGAUUCCCUUCCCCUCCGCUGCUCCCUUGCAGGGUUUAGGUCUCAUGGAUUUCAAGGGAGUCAGCGAGCUCGUGUCCAUCUCAUGAACACCCGAUAUCCUCACCUAUGAUUCAUAAGGCUAAACUCUGCAGGAAGACCUCGAGACGGAUUUAAUAUCCUCAUGAAUCCGCGUCUUGCACGAACGCGCUCUCAUUGCAGGAGUUCGUUUAUUUUCCUUACCAUGUUUUGGGUAAAAAGUUAUUGAUUCCAGAUUCCUUUAUAUUUUACAUCUGAUCUUGGGACUUCGUUAAAUUUUGCAGCUUGGGAUUUUGAAUAAAGUAUUUAAUAAGCAAUCACUUCUCAC
Messenger RNA from Penaeus vannamei (Pacific white shrimp), 1395 nucleotides. The record is from RefSeq and is a predicted model, not a curated record. Lineage: Eukaryota; Metazoa; Arthropoda; Malacostraca; Decapoda; Penaeidae.